This is a messenger RNA of Fukomys damarensis (Damara mole-rat), 2671 nucleotides long. RefSeq names its product heat shock protein family A (Hsp70) member 13 (gene Hspa13). Gene Ontology annotation, molecular function: ATP hydrolysis activity; misfolded protein binding; heat shock protein binding. Gene Ontology annotation, cellular component: plasma membrane; cytosol; nucleus. The transcript is spliced from 5 exons. NCBI's taxonomy places the organism in Eukaryota, Metazoa, Chordata, Mammalia, Rodentia, Bathyergidae. Bases 89 to 1504 code for a protein of 471 amino acids. Gene Ontology annotation, biological process: vesicle-mediated transport; protein refolding; cellular response to unfolded protein. The record is from RefSeq and is a predicted model, not a curated record.
UUCCCAGAGGGCAGCGGGGCGGCCGGCGGUGCUGGGGCGGAGAUUUGUGUACUGUGCAGUCAUCCCAAGCCUCUUAAACGGGACUGUAAUGGCCGGAGAAAUGACGAUCUUAGGAUCAGCCGUUUUGACUCUCCUGUUGGCUGGCUAUUUGGCACAACAGUAUUUACCAUUGCCCACUCCUAAAGUAAUUGGCAUUGACCUGGGUACCACCUAUUGUUCUGUUGGAGUGUUUUUUCCUGGCACAGGAAAAGUAAAGGUAAUUCCAGAUGAAAAUGGUCAUAUCAGCAUACCCAGCAUGGUGUCCUUUACUGACCACGAUGUGUAUGUGGGAUAUGAGAGCUUAGAGCUGGCAGAUUCAAAUCCUCAAAACACAAUAUAUGAUGCCAAAAGAUUCAUAGGUAAGAUUUUCACUCCUGAGGAACUCGAGGCUGAAGUUGGCAGAUACCCAUUUAAGGUGUUAAACAAAGAUGGAAUGGCUGAGUUUUCCGUGACAAGUAAUAAGACCAUCACCGUUUCCCCAGAAUAUGUUGGUUCGCGACUGUUGUUGAAAUUAAAGCAAAUGGCAGAGAAAUAUCUUGGAAUGCCAGUUGUUAAUGCUGUCAUUUCUGUACCAGCAGAAUUUGACCUGAAACAGAGAAGUUCAACAGUUGAAGCUGCUAAACUUGCAGGACUAAAGAUCUUGAGGGUAAUAAAUGAACCCACAGCAGCAGCUAUGGCCUAUGGUCUCCACAAGGCUGAUGUUUUCCACGUCUUAGUAAUAGACUUAGGAGGAGGAACUCUAGAUGUGUCUUUACUGAAUAAACAAGGAGGAAUGUUUCUAACCCGAGCAAUGUCUGGAAACAAUAAACUUGGAGGACAGGACUUCAAUCAGAGAUUGCUUCAAUACUUAUAUAAACAGAUCUAUCAAACAUAUGGCUUCUUCCCCUCUAGGAAAGAGGAAAUCCACAGAUUAAGGCAAGCUGUGGAAAUGGUCAAAUUAAAUCUCACCCUUCAUCAGUCUGCCCAGAUGUCAGUAUUACUAACUGUGGAGGAACAAGACAGAAAGGAACCUCAGGAUGGUGACACUGAACAGCCAAAGGACAAACUUACUCCGGCAGAUGGCCAUCAUGUGAGCAGAGCAUUUGGACCUGGCCUUUCUGAAAGGAAAAGUGGAAAACAACAAGUAUUAUUUGAGGCAGAAAUAUCCCGGAAGCUCUUUGAUACCCUUAAUGAAGACCUCUUUCAGAAAAUCCUCGUGCCUAUUCAGCAAGUAUUAAAAGAAGGCCAUCUAGACAAGACUGAGAUUGAUGAGGUGGUUUUAGUUGGGGGUUCUACUCGUAUUCCUCGAAUCCGCCAAGUCAUUCAGGAGUUCUUUGGGAAGGAUCCCAACACAUCCGUAGACCCUGACCUGGCAGUGGUGACAGGAGUGGCUAUCCAGGCAGGGAUUGAUGGAGGCUCUUGGCCUUUGCAAGUCAGUGCUUUAGAAAUUCCCAAUAAGCAUUUACAAAAAACCAACUUCAAUUGAAUUCUGGAGCAAUGAUGACGGUUUGUGGUCUUUUCCUUUAACAGAUCACUUGCUCCAAGAACGAAAAUCUCUAAAGUGUCUCACAGAUUUACCUACAAGUUAACAUUUACAUAUAGGAAAAUUUAACAUCACAUUUUGUUUUAGGAUUAGAAGAGACCAAAUUGAUCCUAUUUGAUUUUGGAGAGGUCUCAUUCCAACAAGUACUUCUAAAUGUUAGAAUUGAGGUAAAACUUACCACAGGAGCAUAGGUAGCUGUACUUUCUGGAUUCUGGAAAUAGACAACCAUAUGCAUUUCACAUUAAAUAGUGCCAAUUGUAAGACAGCCAGUUCUUACUAAAUUGUAUUAGUAAGACUUGGUAAUUUCUUUACUUGUGUAUCAUUUAACUUAAUUUGGUCUGUACUUGAAGGACAGUAUUGAUGUCAAGUAUUUACUUGGGCUGGGAGAUAGCAGUAUUAUUAAGCUGCAUAUAUAGUACUUACUAGCUGGCAUAUACACAUUUACUUUCACAAAUUUGGCCAUUAUGUGUCAUGUUCUUAAAAUAUAUGGUCUCGAUUAUUUUAAUGUAUGUAAUAGACCAGUUUAUUUUGUUUCUAAAAUUGCUACAGUAAUUCAAAUUUAUAGUUGUAGUAUAAAUAUCUAAUUUAUAUUAUAAUGUCUUCAUUUUCUAUGCCUCAUUUUCUGGGUUUCCAUGGUUCUGCGUGGUUAGAAAACAGUAGGGAAUUAUUAAUUGCAUUUUUAAAAAUGUGCUAUUGUCAUAAUAAAGCCACCAUUACUAUCUCAUUUUAUUAUCCAAGACUUUUGCAAACAUUGGUACAUAGAAUUAAUUUUUACUAUAUUUUAUGUUUUUAUUUUGUUUAUAGUUUCAGUAAUCCCUAGGGACUGAAGCAUGCAUUCAUUUAACCUAUCAAAUGUUACUCAGUUUUAUUGAGAUUUUCCUCCAGUUUUACUGAGAUUUUUAGUUUUGAAUGACCUAAUUCAACCUAUAAAGUCCUGGUAUUUUAUAUUAUUGUUUAUAAAUAGUUGUUCUGUUUUUAUCCAGAUGUGAUGAGAGCAAAAAAAUGUGACUACUGAAAAUAAUUCUAAUGUGGAAAGCAAUGUAGAAAAUUUUUCUGUAAAUCAGAAUUUAUAGCAGUUGUGUUUGUUUUGUUUUGUUUCUUUUAAGAAAA